Messenger RNA from Fusarium vanettenii 77-13-4, 1716 nucleotides. RefSeq lists its product as uncharacterized. Gene Ontology annotation, biological process: protein phosphorylation. The record is from RefSeq and is a predicted model, not a curated record. Bases 1 to 1716 code for a protein of 571 amino acids. Lineage: Eukaryota; Fungi; Ascomycota; Sordariomycetes; Hypocreales; Nectriaceae. The transcript has a single exon. Gene Ontology annotation, molecular function: protein kinase activity; ATP binding.
AUGGAUCCCGGAACAGCCUUAGCCGUGGUGUCGCUUUCUUUCGACCUAUUUGCCAGUUGCGUUAGGGGUUUCACCUUGAUAUCUGACGCUCGAAAUAUCGGAAAGGAUGCAGCUAUCGAACGAACGAAGCUCAUUCUUCAAGAAUAUCGACUCAUUGAGUGGGCUAGGGCAAUUGGCCUUGACUCUCCCAAUAACGAUGAGUCACUGGGGAUUCACAAUCAUCCUGCCGCUCUCAUCCUGUUCCAGCUAGAACAGCUUCUCUCCUCGACAGAUGCUUUGAAGAAGCGCUACAAGCUGGAACUCGUGUCUCCACCGGAUGAUUCUGAUGGCUUGGUCCCUUCCGAAACAACAGCCGCCCCGGAUAAUCCGGCUUCGUCGAUACUCUCAAAUAUUGUGUCAUCCGAGACUCGAGAGGGCAUCCUCAGGCGCGCAUCCACACUCAGCACGGUGAAUCGGCUCCCACGACGUCUCUGGUGGGCCGCUGUCGACAAGAAAAAGUACGCGGAGCUGGUAAAAGAUGUGACCGGUCUUAUUGAUGGGCUUUGGUCUCUCUUGGAUAUUACUCACCGAGUCCAAACGUCUCAGGCUGUCAACCACACUCUGCAACUUGCGAUUCAGACAAGUCAAGAUAUCAAGGGUCUUCAGGAUCUCCAGAAAUCUCUCCAGGACUCAACCACAGAUGCUGAUAUGACAAACAAUCUCGCCGCCUCGGCAGCCCUGAAGGCACAGCAUAUUUUGCUCACCUCGAAUAAUGGACAUGCCCAACAACCAGCGCACUCCAAUAAUGGGACCAACGAUGUAGUACCAACACGACUUCCAUCAGUCCUACACCCUUCCCACUUAGCUAGCAUCCAUAUGAUAUCAUCAACCAUUGGAUCAGCCCAGUACCAGGGAGACACUGUACUCAUAGAAGAGAAGCGCGUGGAGCCGCGUAUGAAAGCGAAGCUUAAACCGCGUGUUGAAGCCCUCGUGCGUCUACUCUCUCAGCCUCCCACGCCAUCCUUUCAGACAUUCCCUUGCCUAGGAUACACUGAAGAGCAAGGAGGCUUCCGUUUGGUAUUUCGAUUCCCUUCCAGCACCGAGCAGCCUCUUUCUCUGCUCAAUGUAUUAUCGAGAUCCAGCGGGCCACUGCCAGAUGUUGGCACACGACUUAGUUUAGCUGUACAGGUGUGCCAGACACUCCUCAGCUUCCACACUGCCGGCUGGUUCCAUAAAGACAUGCGAUCUGAGAACAUUCUUCUUGUCUCUUCGCCCUCUCGCCGGUCGACUGACCGCCUUGGUCGACCCUAUCUCUGCGGCUUCUCCUUCGCGCGACAAGGUUCGCCGACUGAAAUCAGCGAACAGCCAUCCGAAGACCUCUCACGGGACAUUUAUCGGCAUGCCAAGGCUCUCGGAGAGCCUUCCGAGAGCUUCGAGCGCUACAUGGAUGCAUAUUCUCUCGGAUGUGUUCUGAUCGAAAUCGCAGAAUGGACCCCUCUUCGAAAAAUUAUCAAGAAGCGUGUUGAUAUCAGCAAUAGCAACGUCGUGAAAUUGACUGAUGUUGCAUCACUCUCCCAGUGGAUGCAUAAUCGAUAUGUUACUGAAGGAUUCGCAGCAUUUCGACUCGGGGCUGCGUUCAUGAAGAUGCUUGCUCUGUGCAUUCCGGCAGGAGAUGAAAAGCCGGAUUUGGGUGACUUUUACUCUGCUCUUGAAGAGAUGGCCGCUUGUGGGAUUUGA